This is a messenger RNA of Prunus armeniaca (apricot), 585 nucleotides long. The record is from the annotation of a GenBank genome assembly. Lineage: Eukaryota; Viridiplantae; Streptophyta; Magnoliopsida; Rosales; Rosaceae.
AUGGCGAGGAAAUGCUCAGCUCAAGGGCUGAAGAAAGGCAAGCAAACACAGUUCCUCCUUGUGAAUCAGGCAGAUCUAAAAGGAGUAGAACAAGCAGAGGAGAAAGCAGAUCCCCAAUCAAAGAAUCAGGAUCAAGUCGAGGGAAUCCGUCCGGAGGUCUCUCCUGAAGAAGGAUGGAAGCCCAAAAAGGACGUUGAGCUAGUACCCCUUGAUCCUGACAAGCCAGAGAGAAAAGCGUGGAUUGGCUCGCGCCUAAGCCAGGAGGAAAAGGCAAAGCUUGCAGCCUUCCUCCAGAACAACAAAGAUGUAUAUCCAUGGUCGCCAUCCGACAUGCCUAGCAUCGAUCCCCAGAUCAUCUGUCAUCGCCUACACGUCAACCCAAUUAUCAAGCCUAUAGCACAUAAGAGACACAACUUCGCCCCCGAGCAUGUUGCCAUCAUUGAAGCCGAGAUCGACAAGCUUCUAGCUGCCAGUUUCAUUGAAGAAGUCUCCUACGUAGAAUGGCUGGCGAAUGUUGUUCUAGUAGCAAACAAAGAUAAAGGCCUGUGGAGAGUGUGCGUCGACUAUACCGACCUCAACAAGUAA